AUGGCGCAGAAAGUUAAUGUUAAUCGUAAUGUGCAAGAUCCCUUCUAUCGCUAUAAAAUGCCACGCCUUUUGGCCAAAGUUGAGGGAAAAGGAAAUGGAAUUAAAACUGUUGUUGCUAAUAUGCCUGAAAUUGCUAAGGCACUCUCUCGCCCUCCAACUUGUUUGUUUUUGGUUAUUUUUGGGGGUUUAUGGGGUAAAAUAUUGAGAGGGUGACACCAAGUAAAGACAUGGGAUGGAAUCGAUGUCUUGAAGAUUUUUGACGGUUGAGGUUUGGAUGAGAUUUCGUCUCCUUCUGAUUCUAAGUUUUCUAAUUUUCCAUAUUCGAAAUUCCAAUGAUUUUACAAACCUUAAAAACAACGACCCAUUAACAAGUAUAUCCGGUCGAAAGAUUC
This is a messenger RNA of Meloidogyne enterolobii, 392 nucleotides long. The record is from the annotation of a GenBank genome assembly. Lineage: Eukaryota; Metazoa; Nematoda; Chromadorea; Rhabditida; Meloidogynidae.